UCUCGCCGCAAGCACAGCAGGAAGGUGCCUGAAGUGAGGUUUGGAAGGUGCCGAUCGACACCCUUCCCUCUUCUCCGUCGAGCCCCGGCCGCACCGCUCCUGUCUCGUCUCCGUCCGCAAAACCGCCUAAGGCAGCGCCGCGCAUUCUCCGGCGAGCACUUGUCAUGGCAGGCCGCCCAUCUUGGUCUGUCCGGUGCUCGUCGCUGGUUUCCAUGGAGAUCCGUCCAGUGUGCCUGCUGCUUCUACUCCUGCUUCCUGGAGCUUCAGCUGGUGAGCCGACCUCCAAGGAGACACCAGAUGGGAGCCAGAAGUGGGGCUACGUGGUACCUCGUCACGAGGUGAACAUGUUCUACUGGUGGUUUAGGAGCCCACAGCGCCCAUCUGCAUCCGCCUCCGCCUCUGCCUCUGGCUCGGCCACAUCCAAGCCAUGGCCGACCGUCCUCUGGUUGCAGGGCGGCCCGGGAGGUUCUGGCUCAGGCCGGGGCAACUUCCUUGAGAUCGGGCCAUUGGACAUCAACUUGAAGCGGAGGAAAUUCACGUGGCUCAGAGUCGCUGACCUCAUUUUCGUAGACAGCCCGGUUGACGUUGGGUUCAGCUACACUGACAACCCGAGAGCCCUGGCGAAGACAGAUGCGCAGGUGGCCGCAGACCUGUUCGGCGUCAUAAAGAUGCUGCUCAAGGAGUUGGCCAGCCUGCCGAACAGCCCUCUCUACCUGGUGGGCGAGUCUUACGGCGGGAAGACUGCUGCCAUGGUGGGUGUUCUUCUGGCAAGGGCCAUCCAAGACCGAACCAUCGAUAUCACUCUCGGAGGUGUUGGCAUUGGAGACGGCUGGAUCUCUCCAGGAGAUUUCUCGAGUUCGUAUGGACCGCUGCUAUACUCCGUGUCUAGGCUGAACGAUAACGCCGUCGCAGAUGUCAACAAAAUGGGGGUGAUGGUGAACGAGCAGAUGGCUGCAGGGCAGUUUGCCAAAGCCCAACAAACUUGGACGGACCAGUUAGAUCUCAUUGACUCGCAGAGUGACGGCGUGAACCAGGACAACUUCUUGCUUGACGUGGGCAUGAAUCCUGUGUUGGAAAGUUCUUUGUGUUUAACAGGCAGCCAGUUGAUGUAUCAUGGCAGCCUUAAAUCUAACACCACUGCUCUGGUCUCCAUUGAUAUUGAUGAGUUUAUGAACAAACGCAUCAAGCCAACGCUCCAGAUAAUUCCUAAAUCCAAAGUGUGGGAGGAAGCGACGCUUGCAGUCUAUGAACAAUUGAAAAACGACUUCAUGAGACCCGCAAUCGAUGAAGUUGAUGAGCUACUUGCUCGUGGGGUUAAUGUCACAAUUUAUCAGGGACAGCUCGAUGUGAUCGUCCCAGCUGUCGGUGCAGAAGCAUGGGUUAAGAAGCUCAAAUGGGAUGGCAUUAACCAUUUCCUGAGCUUGCGAAGGAGUCCCUUACAUUACUGUGACACUGCUGCUAAAUAUUGUUCCCAGCAGAUUAGGGCAUAUGUAAGGUCUCAUGAAAACCUUGCUUUCUACUGGGUUCUUGGAGCCGGUCACAUGGUCCCUGUUGACCAGCCUUACCCUGCGUUCAGAACCAUUGCAAGUAUCACAGACUCUUCAGGUGACAUAGAUGAUGUAUAUUGAUGGGAUGACAAUGUGAGCUGAGCUGUUAUGUAACUGCUAAACUAGUUGAAUUAGCAUCCUACCUGACUUGUAUGUGCACUGCUACUGAAAUAUUCUUUAGAUGAAUGCUGAACUACUGAUCGCCUCAUGCAUGCGAAGUGAGGCCGUGAAUUGUGUGUGCCCAUCCAUGUGCGUUGUGAAUUUAUUGAGA
Molecule: messenger RNA, 1818 nt
Organism: Sorghum bicolor (sorghum)
Lineage: Eukaryota; Viridiplantae; Streptophyta; Magnoliopsida; Poales; Poaceae
Product: serine carboxypeptidase-like 51
Exons: 13
Coding region: 165-1628 (487 amino acids)
Biological process (GO): proteolysis
Molecular function (GO): serine-type carboxypeptidase activity
Source: RefSeq, a predicted model, not a curated record